GGAUAAGCUGUAUUUGGCAAACUGUCUACAGGCAGUCCAUAGGACUGUCAACACUAUAUAAGCUGACUUUUACCACUGUGCUGAAAGAAGAAAGCCACCUGCUCCUGCAUCGAGAGUGAAGUCCUGAGACCAUGAAGAUGAGAGUUGCUGUGUUGCUGGCUGUGAUCGUUAUGUUCUGUGCUGCCGACGCUCAGAAAUGCGCUCUGGAUGGACUGAUGAGCAGCCUGACAGAAUCUGUGGCCUCUGCAGUCCUGGAGAAAGUGACUCUGUCUUGCAUUGAUGCCUCAGCUAAAGGGAGCCUGGCGAAUUGUCCUGCAGGUUACAAGCCGACGGGCUGCUCCUGCGGUAAUGCCUGCGGCUCCUGGGAUAUCCGCAAUGACCAGACCUGCCACUGCCAGUGUGCAAACCAGGACUGGACCGCUGCACGCUGCUGCAAGAUAGCCGUGAAACAGAAGCCAGGAAAAGAUGUAACCGACGUCGAGAUGUCGACAGCUUUACCGAUUUAUAAGGGUUAAAGAUUGGUGCGAGGGCUUUCAGUUUUCAAGCUCCUUCACUCUAGAACUCACUUCCAGCUUUUAUCCGGAAUGCUGAGUAUUUUUAAAUUUUAUAUCUCUUUGAUUUGGCCUUUCCCUAGUGAAUAGUCUGGAGCUCUUUUGGCUUGCUGUGUAUUUGUGUAAAGCGCCCUGGGAUGCUUGCACAGGAAGAACACUAUAUAAAUGAUACUGUAUGGUCAUUGUUAUGGUAUUGAAUAAAAAGCUUCUAAAAAAUAAAUACUUUUCUUAC
Acipenser ruthenus (sterlet) is the source of this 783-nucleotide messenger RNA. RefSeq names its product resistin-like. Gene Ontology annotation, molecular function: hormone activity. The transcript is spliced from 4 exons. NCBI's taxonomy places the organism in Eukaryota, Metazoa, Chordata, Actinopteri, Acipenseriformes, Acipenseridae. Gene Ontology annotation, cellular component: extracellular region. The record is from RefSeq and is a predicted model, not a curated record. Bases 132 to 515 code for a protein of 127 amino acids.